UCUGUCUCCAAACCAUCUGUGCCGGUCACAUCUUCCAUUCUCUUCCUUUCUUUCGUCACUCCUUCACUCACCAUGAAGUCUUUCGUUUCUCUUCUUGCUUUCCCCGCCUCCUCGCUGGCUGGAACCGUGCUGUGGAGCGGCAUUUUCAACUCCUCCGCCACUGUCGCGGACUUCGAUGACUGGUCCUGGUCUAACCAAAUCGAACCGUGGCAAUGGUACAUUUAUGGCACGGGCAACACCUCGGAGUAUCUGGGUCUCUCCACCGACUUCAAGAACCCCGCCGAUACCAGCGACGCCCAGGGACUGCGCAUCAGCAUUGAUGGGACCUCUUUCUGGGAAGGCCAAACGAUGGAGCGAUCCGAGCUGAUCCCCCAGACCACGGCCGAUCUCGGAUCUGGCCACUUAUACUACCACUUCUCCCUGUCGACCAAGACCACUAAUGCCCCCAACGCCUCGUUCGAACACCAGAUCGCCUUUUUCGAGAGCCACUUCACCGAGUUGCAGUACGGUCUGGCCUCCGGAGCCUCGGGAUCUUCGGACAACACUCUGCGCUGGAACGCAGGCGGCGAGACCCAGUGGUCGGUGCAGCUGGAGGCCGGCAACUGGUACAACUUUGCCUAUGACAUCGACUUUGACGCGCAGACGGUGGGUCUGUGGGCGUCCAACGGCUCAGACCCUUUGACUGAGGUGGUUUCGCCGGUGAGCGCGUCGGCUUCGUCCAACUCGGCGGACUGGCACGUCGGGGAGCUGCGUCUGCCCAACGGUGGCUCCAACGAUGCGGCGGAGGAUUGGUACUGGUCGGGUAUUUAUAUCGAGGAGGCUCCCAUUACCAAGGAGAUUGGCUCUGGUAGCUCCUCCAGCUCCAGCUCCAGCUCUGCGGACGCCUCUAGCGCUGCCAGCUCCGUCAGCUCGACCAGCUCUUCUACUUCUGCUCUGCCCGAAUCCACUGCGGAGGCCUCCUCGACCAGCACCACCGCCUCAGCUGCGACCACUGUAACUUCAACCACCGCUGCUGUCCAGACGACUGCCGCAACCGUCGCGCCCUCGGUUGCAUCUUCAGUGACCACCAGCUCUGUCUCCACCGCUGCUGCAGCGGUGACCUCAGCGGUGGCUCCUUCAGCGACGAUCGAGGUUGCCUCGACUGCCACGGCUUCUGCGGCAGUGCUGCCCACUCCCACCACGGCUACCGAAGUUCUGGAUGAUAUCCGGGCCCUUUUCAGCGCACUCAUCUCUCGUUCCAGUGGGAACCACGCGCGGGACUUUGCGCGCCGUGGCUAAUCCUGCUGAUGGUUGUGGCUUGAGAGCUUCGUGUUUGGCAGUGUUCGUGGAAGGAAGAGGGUAGGAGUUCGACGCGGGUUUGAGGAGCUGG
Molecule: messenger RNA, 1369 nt
Organism: Aspergillus saccharolyticus JOP 1030-1
Lineage: Eukaryota; Fungi; Ascomycota; Eurotiomycetes; Eurotiales; Aspergillaceae
Product: glycoside hydrolase family 131 protein
Exons: 3
Coding region: 73-1278 (401 amino acids)
Source: RefSeq, a predicted model, not a curated record